AUGCAGGGACCGAGCACGUCCGUGCCGGAGGAGAAGCUGCCGCUGCUGGCCACGCGCAGCGAGCCCAUCGUCCGCGGCUCCUUUGGCUCGCCGCGCGAUGAGCGCAGUGACACACCUCGCAGUGACACACCGCGCAGCACGAGCUCGCCCGUGCCCGACCAGAGUCCGUCGCCGGCCGACACCGACAACCGCGUCUCUCUCGACGUCUCGCCGGUGUCCUUCGGACGCUCACCAGGUAGCUACGCAGCGACGUUCGACCCGCGUCGGAUCAACAACGAUUGGACGGGCAACCUGCAGUCGGAGCUCUCGGAGGCGGCGCUCUACUCGGAUGUGUCGAAUGCGAAGGACCAGCUCAAGAAGUCCAAGGCGCAGCACAUGGAGUCGUUCGACUACGAUUUCUUCGAGUCGCGUGUCAACCAGCAGCACGAGCUCGAGUCGAACGAAGAGACGAUCCGCGCGCUCAACAUGGGCCGCUGGAUCAUGACCUUUGGCAUUGGCCUCGGCACGGCCGGCGUCGCGUGCUUUAUUGAGAAGUUCACUGACCUCUUCUCCGAGUUUCGCCGCGACGCAAUGGAAGAGAUGAUCGAGAAGGAGCGCCACCACGAAGCGGCCUUUGGCAUGGCUUUCCUCACGUACGCCGCCAUCUCGGUCAUGUAUGUGAGCGUCGCCACGUACUGCGUCGCGAUUCUGUGCCCCGUCGCUGGUGGCUCGGGCAUUUCCGAGAUCAAGGCCACGCUCAACGGCAUCAAGAUCCACCGCAUCGCGAUUGGCAUCCUCUUCUCGGUCGCGGCCGGUCUCCCGGUCGGGAAGGAGGGCCCGAUGAUCCACUCGGGCGCGAUCAUUGGCGCGGGUCUCUCGCAAGGCAAGUCGUCGUCGUUCGGGCUCGAUACGAGCUGGACCAAGUUCAAGGGCUUCCGCAACGACAAGGAGAAGCGCGAUUUCAUCUCGUGCGGUGCGGCCGCCGGCGUCGGCGCGGCCUUUGGGGCGCCGAUUGGCGGUGUCCUCUUCGCCCUGGAAGAAGGCGCUUCAUUCUGGCACCAAAACCUCACGUGGCGCACGUUCUUCUGCGCCAUGGUGUCGGCGUUCGUCGUCAACUUGUACAGCGCGUUCCGGUCCGAGGUCGACGACGACGACAGCCGGUGGGGCCACCUCGGCAACCAAACGGGCACGCUCUCGUUCGGCUCGUUUUCCGAAAACAACAAGAGCUACGCGGUGUGGGACGUCCCGAUCUUCCUGGCCAUGGGCAUGAUUGGCGGCCUCAUGGGCGCGAUCUUCAACCAGGCCAACACGAUUUUGACCAACUUUCGCCGGUCGUCGCCGCUCCUCAGUCAUCGCUACGGCCGGUUUCUCGAGGCCAUGGUCAUCUGCCUUGUCAUGGCGAUCACGAGCUUCUGGCUCUCGUACCGCUUUGGCACGUGCCUUCCUCUCGAUGGGCCGUACAAGGAGCAGCUCGUCCAGUUUUACUGCGCCGAGAACGAGUACAACGACCUCGCGUCGCUCUACACGGUGGCGUUUGCGACCUCGAUGAAGCAGCUCUUCCACUUUACGACGCCGGCGUCCUUCACGCUCUCGUCGCUGCUUGUCUUCUUUGGCUCGUUCUACAUCAUGGCGUGCUGGACGUACGGUAUUGCGGUGCCGUCCGGGCUCUUCGUCCCAAGUCUCCUAGCCGGCGCGGCCUACGGUCGCAUCUGGGUCCACUUUCUUGAAGCCGCGCACAUCCCGCACACUGCACCGAUUGGCAUGUUUUCACUCAUUGGCGCGGCCUCGAUGCUCGGCGGCAUGGCGCGCAUGACGAUCUCGCUCACGGUCAUCAUCCUCGAGUGCACGGGCGUCAUCGAGUGGGGUCUUCCCAUCAUGGUGUGUCUCAUGAUGGCGCGCUGGGUCGGCAACAGCUUCAACCACGGCCUCUACGACAUCCACAUCCACCUCAAGCACCUCCCGUUCUUGGAGUUUGACCCGCCGUUUUACGCGCGCUACCUCCGCGUCGCCAACAUCAUGGGCUCGCCGGUCGUGUCGCUCGACCACAUUUCCAAGGCCGGCGCCAUCUACGAUGUCCUCCGCGCGUCGGCGCACUCGGGCUUCGCGGUCGUCGCGCCCGGGAAGGAGAACGACACGCCCAAGUUUGUCGGCAUCAUCCAGCGCAAGCACCUCUGCGUCAUGCUCCAGCGCAAGGACUUUAGCGUCGCGCGCCCGAUCCCGUUCACGCGCCAGCCCGCGAGCGAAGAGAGCUUCCUCUACAACGAGCAGUACGCCCUCUCGUACCGCGACAUCGAGUCGACGUAUCCUCGGUACCCCAACAUCAACGAAAUCCGGCUCGACUCGACCGAGCGCGAGCUCUGGAUGGACCUCACGCCGUACAUGAACCCGACGCCGCACACGGUGCAGGACCAGAUGCCGGUCCCGCGCGCCUUCCGCCUCUUCCGGUCGCUGGGGCUGCGCCACUUGAUUGUUUUGAACCGCAGCAACGAGGUCAAGGGCAUCAUCUCGCGCAAGGAUUUGACCGAAGAGCAUUUGAAGGAGUCGCUCGAGAACCUCACCGAGAUGGAGAAGAUCCGCAUCCAAGGCUACUUUAACCGCAACAGCCGCUACUCGCAGCUCUCGCACCGCUUUCUCGACGUCGAGAAGACGCUCCUCUCCAUGUCGGACAACGCGUAG
This is a messenger RNA of Saprolegnia parasitica CBS 223.65, 2655 nucleotides long. RefSeq lists its product as hypothetical. The record is from RefSeq and is a predicted model, not a curated record. Gene Ontology annotation, biological process: transmembrane transport; chloride transport. Bases 1 to 2655 code for a protein of 884 amino acids. The transcript has 4 exons. Gene Ontology annotation, molecular function: voltage-gated chloride channel activity. Gene Ontology annotation, cellular component: membrane; intracellular membrane-bounded organelle. Lineage: Eukaryota; Oomycota; Saprolegniomycetes; Saprolegniales; Saprolegniaceae.